AUGUCUGAUGUGGAGCUUCAACUGUGUCUUGCUGUCCCCACUCCGAACAACCACCUUAAACGAAUGAGCUGUUUAGUAGACGAAGGUUACCGUGUUAAAAACACACGUGGUUUCGAGCAGACAUCUGGAAACGAUGAUGAGUGUGACACAAUGCCUUUACUUUUUUGGAGUGUCCAUCCAAACGAGGAAGACGAUGAACACAAGGAUAGAAACUAUAGAACAUUCGCCAUUCAUGAUAUGAAUGAUGCAGAAGAAGAUCAAGUUGUGGGAUGGCCACCCAUCAAGUCAUGGAGGAAGAGAACAUUGCAUCAUCGUCAUCAUCACCAUCAGAAUAAAAGAGCUGCAGAAAUUGGGAAUGGAAAUGGAAGACCCAUUUAUGUCAAGGUGAAGAUGGAAGGGGUACCAAUAGCAAGAAAGAUUGACCCGAGGCAUUACCAUUCUUAUCACCAACUUACCAAUUCAUUAAUUACCAUGUUCACCCAAAAUACAACCUGUGGUGAAGAUGAUUACAAUACAAGUUAUACUCUCACUUACCAGGACAAUGAAGGAGAUUGGUUGAUUGCAGGAGAUAUUCCAUGGCAAAGUUUUAUUAGGACUGUGCAGCGGCUAAAGAUACUACCUAACUGGGGUUGAAACCAUGCAGUAACUAGUUGUAACUGUAAAAGCUGUAAAAUCAAGUGUGAAA
This is a messenger RNA of Hibiscus syriacus, 685 nucleotides long. Its product is annotated as auxin-responsive protein IAA29-like. The record is from RefSeq and is a predicted model, not a curated record. Gene Ontology annotation, molecular function: protein binding. The coding region runs from base 1 to 633 and encodes 210 amino acids. Gene Ontology annotation, biological process: regulation of DNA-templated transcription. Gene Ontology annotation, cellular component: nucleus. The transcript is spliced from 4 exons. Lineage: Eukaryota; Viridiplantae; Streptophyta; Magnoliopsida; Malvales; Malvaceae.